Molecule: messenger RNA, 621 nt
Organism: Trifolium pratense (red clover)
Lineage: Eukaryota; Viridiplantae; Streptophyta; Magnoliopsida; Fabales; Fabaceae
Product: telomere repeat-binding protein 5-like
Exons: 5
Coding region: 1-621 (206 amino acids)
Source: RefSeq, a predicted model, not a curated record
AUGUUGCAACAAGGAACAUAUAAUGUAUCUCGAGAACGUUCUACUGUCAAAAUUGAAAAUUGUGCGGAAGGUGAUCAUAAUGCGGUCUCCUCUUUAGGAGAUACUUCAGCAAACAACAAUAACAUGUCAAAGUGUCGCGCUUUAGUCACAGUACCUGCCAUUAACAUGGAUGCAUUAGCUGUUGUUCCAUACCGACGCAAAUCAGGGAAUUCUGACUUUGGACAGCGCCGAAUCAGGAGGCCGUUUUCAGUUCUAGAAGUAGAAGCAUUGGUUCAGGCAGUUGAGAAACUAGGAACUGGAAGGUGGCGUGAUGUCAAGCAACGUGCUUUUGACAAUGCUAAGCAUCGAACAUAUGUGGAUUUGAAGGAUAAGUGGAAGACAUUGGUUCACACGGCAAGAAUCUCCCCGCAACAAAGAAGAGGAGAACCUGUUCCUCAAGAGCUUCUAGACAGAGUCUUAGCUGCUCAUGCAUAUUGGUCUCAACAACAAUCUUCUGCUUCCUUCAAUCAAGCUUCAGAUUCGUUUUUCGCCGAGAUUGGUUCAAAUAUUCAGCUUCUGCUUCAGAUUCGUCCUACAGCUAUGUUCAUUCAAACUUCAAAAUCCAGGUAUACAAAUGGAUAA